Diabrotica balteata is the source of this 1392-nucleotide messenger RNA. Lineage: Eukaryota; Metazoa; Arthropoda; Insecta; Coleoptera; Chrysomelidae. The record is from the annotation of a GenBank genome assembly.
AUGUACACUUUAUUAAAAUAUAAAAAUACAGGCUAUAGCGAAAAGCCACAGAGAAAAAUUAAGAAAAGUAGAUUUCAACACCGAUGUUGGACUAGAGUGAGGGAGGCUUUAAACGUGGACUUGGAUUUUGAAGAGUUUGUCAACUUGGAUGAUGACGUUGCAAUCUGUGGAGAGCUCACUUAUGCUGAAAUUGUAUCCUAUGCCGUGGCAGGGGAGCAAGAAACAGAAGUAGAAGCAGAAGACGACGUGGAUGAAGAACUCGUUAGUCAACCAGAUAUUACAUCAAAUGACGCAAGAGAUGCCCUCAAUGUGUUAAAGUGUUAUUUUCUAAAAAAAAAUGCUUUAAAUGAUGGUGGUGUUAAAUCUAUCACUGUGCUGGAGUGUGAAAUCGAUAACCUAACACAAGAUUGUGGAAUUCAAGACUGUCUUCACUGUGGCUCGAAGGGUUGUAUCAAAUGCGCGGAUUUGAUGGUGUACCCUUCCAGAGAAUGUGUCUCCAAGUGCCCUUUUGGUCAUGUCCAAAAGUGGAGUACGAUGGUAGAUUACGUGGGAAAAAUCUGUCAGCAUAACGGAAACUUUUUAGGACUCUCCAACAAUGCUAUGGCAGUCUUAACUGGCGUAGUGACUGGUAGUAUAGUGUGUAUAGUACUUCUAACGUGUGCUGUGUUAUAUAUUAAGUUUAGAAGAAAAACGCUUCCGCCGUUAAGUGAAACAAGCUCAGAAAUAGAUGAUUCUCCGGAACGAAAAGAUUUCGUUAAGCAAUUGGAGACUUUAAGACCUUAUGCUCAAAGUUAUUUAGAUAUGCUGAAUGACACCAGACGACAGAUAAGAGAACUACAUUCCGAUGGAGAUACUUCCGCUAUUUCUGCGUACAGACCCGUGAUUAGAGAUUUGGCGAAGAUUCUACUGCUUCUUAACAGGCCUGUGGAUAGGUUAGCGGUGCCUGACGAUUGGGAACAUCUAUUUAACUGGGCGGAUAAGGUUCUGAAGAGAUAUAAAAGAAUGAGCGAAACCUCGCAUCUUCAAGUAGCCCAAUUAGUUGACUUCCUUCAGGGACCUGUAGUCACGCCUGAUCUAACCAGAGAUAUUGACAGUUCCCGUGGUAGCACCACUAUGAGUACCUUCAAGCCCAACCAGGUGUUCGGCUCCAGUUUAAGCUUGCAAGACAUAGCUAUCAACAACUUCACCAGCAACUACGAUUCGAAAUGCCAUCUACCUCUCAAUCCUCAAUGGAAGUUCGAAUACUCGCUGGUCAAUAACUUGCCCUCUUCGGAAUUCAACCCCGCUUCGUGGAAGAAUAGCAAGGAGUAUUUGAAUAACUCAAUAUUCUUGGAAGAUGACUUCUACCAGCUUGGGUUCAGGCCGCAAGAUGAAAUUACGACUGAGUUGUAG